AUGGCCGUGCGUGGCAACUCGCUGAUGCCUUUCUCGAUCCAAGCCAUCCUGAACAAAAAGGACGACAGCCGACACUUGCCAGAUUUGGACAUGUGCUUCUCCAAGACGGCGUGCUGGAAAAUAUUUGGGGAGAUGAACGGCGGCUCCAGGAGGGACGACGGGGAAACUUGUGAGCCGACGGACCAGAAGAGUUACGACUCGGACUCGGGACUCAGCGACGACAACGACAGCAAGACUCCGGCCGCCUGCAAGUCGGAGAAGGACGGGGACGCAGCGUCGGACGUGCCGGAGGAAAGCAUGCAGGAGGAGACGGACCAGGAGUCUGCAGCGGCGGAAAACGCAAAGAGUGACAGUGAACCCAACAAUGCCACUGACUCCAGCACCCUGGACGAGAAGAGCCUGGACCAACCCAAGCAGCGGAAGAAGCGCUCCAGAGCCGCCUUCUCCCACGCCCAGGUCUUCGAGCUGGAGCGGCGCUUCAACCACCAGCGGUACCUGUCCGGGCCGGAGCGAGCGGACCUGGCGGCCUCCCUCAAGCUCACAGAGACCCAGGUCAAGAUCUGGUUCCAGAACCGUCGCUACAAGACCAAGCGCCGCCAGAUGGCCGCAGACCUGAUGGCGUCGACCCCGGCGGCCAAGAAGGUGGCGGUGAAGGUGCUGGUGCGGGACGACCAGAGACAGUACAGCCCGGGGGAGAUCCUGCGACCCCCGCUGCUGUCCCUGCAGCCCUCCUACUACUACCCCUACGCCUACUGCCUCCCUGCGUGGACACUCUCUGCGUGCUCAGGGAACCAGUGA
Messenger RNA from Limanda limanda (common dab), 798 nucleotides. RefSeq names its product NK3 homeobox 2 (gene nkx3-2). The transcript is spliced from 2 exons. Bases 1 to 798 code for a protein of 265 amino acids. Gene Ontology annotation, molecular function: DNA-binding transcription factor activity, RNA polymerase II-specific; RNA polymerase II cis-regulatory region sequence-specific DNA binding. Gene Ontology annotation, cellular component: nucleus. Gene Ontology annotation, biological process: regulation of transcription by RNA polymerase II; cell differentiation. The record is from RefSeq and is a predicted model, not a curated record. Lineage: Eukaryota; Metazoa; Chordata; Actinopteri; Pleuronectiformes; Pleuronectidae.